GGUGUUCGUAUUUUCUUCCUUGGUCAUUUUGUAGGAGUAUUAGGUGUUGAGCUCUAGUCUGGCGUGAUCCGGCGUUGCGAAUUCCAGGGGGCUAAAUCACUAAAUCCCGCUAGAGGGCGGUGUAAAAGGUGGAAAUUCGGGCGCUGGAAUUGCCUCACUAAGCAAACCCCUGAACCCGUCAGCUCUUAAAUCUGGGAACUGAAAUCAAGUCACAUUAUUCAAUAUGACGUCGCGAAAACUUAACGUAUUAGUUUAUACCGGUACGGGGUCGACGGUGGAAUCAGUUAAGCAUGCGAUUUAUUCUUUACGCCGACUUCUAUCACCAAACUACGCAGUUAUUCCCAUUACGGAGACAGUCCUUCUAAAAGAACCAUGGGCACCUACUUGCGCGCUACUAGUUUUUCCAGGUGGUGCUGAUCUUGGAUAUUGUCGCGUGCUGAAUGGUGAAGGAAAUUCAAUUAUAUCCGAAUAUGUGCGACGUGGUGGCGCAUAUUUGGGGUUUUGUGCCGGUGGAUAUUACGGGUGUAAAAGAUGCGAAUUCGAAGUUGGAAACAAGGCGAUGGAAGUUAUCGGGUCGAGGGAGUUGGCUUUCUUCCCGGGUACAUGCAGAGGUGGCGCAUUCAAGGGUUUCCAGUAUCACAGCGAAAAUGGCGCCCGUGCUGUGCGGGUGAACGUUGUGAAGGAUGCGUUCAGGGGAGCAGGCUUGGUCCCCGAAGUUUUUACCUCCUAUUAUAAUGGUGGGGGCGUCUUCGUCAACCCAUCGGAUAAAAAUAACGAAAUCGAGGUAUUGGCAAGCUACGCUAGCGAUCUCGACGUCGAUGGUGGUCGCGAAAAAGCUGCCCUAGUCUACUGCAAGGUUGGCCAAGGUGCCGCAAUUCUUACAGGGCCUCAUCCUGAGUUUGCCGCCGCAAAUCUGAGCCCGCACCACGAUGUUUUGGGCUAUGAUGACCUGAUCGCCGCACUCCGAGCUGAUGAUGAUGCUCGAACAAGCUUCCUGAAAGCUGGUUUAACCAAAUUGGGACUAGAAGUCAGUCAGGAGACAACAGGUGUGCCAUCCCUCUCACGACUUCAUUUGUCGUCUAUUUCUAGUAACGACGUCGAUGACCUGUUACACUCUUGGGAAGAAAUAAUCAGCAAGGAAGACGGCGAGGAAUACAUCAGGGCAGAAAACGACACAUUCCACUUACAAAAACCUGAAACCAUGUGGUCCGUCACCGGAUUAAGAGAAGCGCUGACUCCCGAUGGCAGUUCAGAUCAGAAGUCGUCUGAGCUAAGCAGCGGAGGCAUGGUUGAUUACACCACUAUCGUCAAGCGCAUUGUAACACAUGAGACAGCCUGGCCAGAAGCUAAAGCGACCCCCUAUUUCAAUCACAACGCUUUUUACUCGGCUUUACGGGAUUAUCGACUAUCAGAUCCCGAGGCGGAAGAAUGGGGCGACUUCUUGAUGUACGGCGAAGUCGUCACAAGUACCAACACGCUACUUGAGAAGAACUUCAAACUCCUUUCGAAGUUACCAUCGGGAUUUACACUCACAGCGACAACCCAAGUCGCAGGGCGCGGGCGCGGUAACAACGUCUGGGUAUCACCAGCGGGUUCACUAAUCAUGUCCACCGUUAUCAACCACCCGGCCCACCUCGCACCCAGCCGACCUAUCGUCUUCAUCCAAUACCUCGCCGCCAUCGCCAUCGUCCAAGCCGUCAAAUCCUACGAUCGGGGAUACGACGAAGUACCCGUGAAACUAAAAUGGCCGAAUGACAUCUACGCACUUGAUCCACGCCAGCCCUCAUCAUCGCCACCAUCAUACGUCAAAAUAGGAGGUAUCUUAUCGAAUUGCUCUUACUCCUCGGGAUCAUACCAAAUAGUCCUUGGCAUCGGCAUAAACGCCACGAACGGGCGUCCCACGACAUCCCUCGACGCCUUACUCCCCUCCCAUCUCGCGCCGUUCCGCAUUGAGAAGUUGACCGCUGGUAUACUGACUCGUCUAGAAGCGCUAUAUAAGACGUUUGUGCGUCGGGGUUUCACAAGGGAUAUGGAGGAUGCGUACUACGCGCAUUGGUUACAUGGACGGCAGAUCGUGAAUCUUGAGGCUCAGGGUGGGGUGAAGGCUCGUAUUGUGGGUAUCACGAGAGAUUGGGGUAUGUUAAGAGCGGAGGAACUGGGUAGUGACGAUAAACCGACGGGUAAAGUUUGGGCGCUGCAGAGUGAUGAGAAUAGUUUUGAUUUCUUUAGGGGGUUGGUGAAGAGGAAGAUCUAAGCUCUUAAUUCUAGCGUCGGGAGUAAAGGACGACAUACAACUGCCGGCCAUACAAGUUUCCACCACAAAUUUAUCUAUGCGCCCAUC
Molecule: messenger RNA, 2341 nt
Organism: Hypoxylon trugodes
Lineage: Eukaryota; Fungi; Ascomycota; Sordariomycetes; Xylariales; Hypoxylaceae
Product: biotin-protein ligase
Exons: 1
Coding region: 224-2254 (676 amino acids)
Biological process (GO): protein modification process
Cellular component (GO): cytoplasm
Molecular function (GO): biotin--[biotin carboxyl-carrier protein] ligase activity
Source: RefSeq, a predicted model, not a curated record